AUGGUUCACAAAGAAAGAAAGAAGAUGGCAAAAAUAAUUCCUAUAUGUAGCUUUUGUCUUGGAGAUGAAUCAAACAAUCCUCGCACCGGAGUGCCGGAGGAAAUGCUAGCAUGUUGGAAUUGUGGGCAAUCAGGACAUCCUACUUGCUUGAAGAUGACAAGUGAAUUAGCAUUGGCUGUUGUUAGAUUACGAUGGCGAUGUAUUGAUUGCAAGAAGUGCCAACUUUGUUCAAAUUCCGUUUCUUCAUCGAGCACAGGGUCGCCUAAUAGGACCUCGACGCAGCCUCUUGUAGACGAUCAACACUUGCUUCUCUGUGAUCUAUGUGACCGCUCCUUCCAUCUUGCUUGUAUUGAACCCAAACUUGAUUCUCCUCCGGAAGGUUCGCUAUAUUCUUUUAAUCUUAAUCGGAUAUUUUGA
Molecule: messenger RNA, 417 nt
Organism: Protopolystoma xenopodis
Lineage: Eukaryota; Metazoa; Platyhelminthes; Monogenea; Polystomatidea; Polystomatidae
Source: the annotation of a GenBank genome assembly